CCAGAAUUGGGCCCCAAAACAUACAUUGCAUAUGGAUCUUUGGAAGAGCUCGGUAGAGGUGAUUCUGUAGCAAAACUACAUUGUGACGUAUCAGAUGCGGUCAAUAUAUUGACACAUACAGCUGAAGUAAAAAGACCACCACAGCAAAGAAAAGCCAUAAUCAAAUUACAGAAAAAGCAUGAAGCUGAAGAUAUGUGUGCACUCUAUGACAGGAAGAAUGAAGGAUUGACUUCUUGUAGGAAAAAGCCAAAACGGCGCUGCCUGGAUACGAACAAGGGUUCUAAAAGCCCUAGAAAAGAAGACACUAUCGUGGGAGACUAUACUGUACUUAAAAGCCAGGUAUCAGAGGAAGAGAAUAUGAAUGAACAGCGGAAUGGUUCUGGAGAUUUGGGACCCUCAAGAGCAUAUACUGCAGCUUGCGCUCUAAAACGUGCAGCUUCUCCCAAACUUGAAAAAGAAGACUCUGAACGGACGCAUGGUGAAGUUAAGAAUGCUGUCCAAAAAAGCUCGUUAUCACAUGAUGGACAUCAUGAAGGAAUUUCAUCCCCUGACCAUAUUCUGUCUGGAACAUCCACAAAAGACAGUCAUGAAAAAGAAAAAACUUAUGCCUGGGUAAAUCAGGUCAAUUCAACAAAUUUUACAGAACAAUCUGAAUCAAAAGGCACGUGCAUGUGUGCUGAGGAGUCUCCUAAUGGAAUCAUUCCCAACGUUGAGCAUGAUUGUGACAGUUCCUGUGCUGAGGGGACUAACACGGGUCGUGACUCCAUGCUGCACAAGUCUUGUGAACAAGGGGCAUGUUCUGAAAUCAAGAAUCACAAAAUUGAGUCACUUAGAAAUGAUACGAGAACAGCAAAAGCUUUCCUUGAAAAUGAUGAUGCGUUAGAGACCCAAUACGGGAGUGCUGUAUGGGACAUAUUUCGCAGGCAAGAUGUGCCGGUGCUGAUGGAGUACCUGAAAAAACACUACAGAGAAUUCCGCCACAUAAAUAAUCUUCCUGUGAAUUCUAUAAUACAUCCAAUUCAUGACCAGACUCUUUAUCUAAACGAAAGACAUAAAAAGCAGCUAAAGGAAGAAUUUGGCAUUGAACCAUGGACAUUUGAGCAACACCUUGGCGAGGCUGUUUUCAUACCUGCAGGGUGCCCGCAUCAAGUGAGGAAUAGACAGUCUUGCAUAAAAGUGGCUCUAGACUUUGUUUCACCUGAAAAUGUUCAAGAGUGUGUUCGAUUGACGGAGGAAUUUCGGCUGCUUCCGAAGAAACAUAGAUCGAAGGAAGAUAUACUGGAGAUAAAGAAGAUGGCACUGUAUGCUGCCAACGCUGCUAUAACUGAAGCCAUGAGAUUAAUGCGGAGGAUAUGAGUGAGUUCGUUCUUGAUCUGAUGUUAUCUUAAGCCGUCUUGCGUUAUUCUCAAAAUUAGGGUUCCACUGCACACAAAAUAAAUGAAAGGCUCCGUGAUUUAUUGAUUUAAAUGGGUUGAACUUGCGGCUUGUGCAUGUGUGAGCCAUUUUUUUGAAGAGUUUGCUGUGUUCAGUCUUUUGCUUUUAUUGGGUGCUUUUGAUAGAAUGUACUCUUUUU
Molecule: messenger RNA, 1573 nt
Organism: Neltuma alba
Lineage: Eukaryota; Viridiplantae; Streptophyta; Magnoliopsida; Fabales; Fabaceae
Product: lysine-specific demethylase JMJ25-like
Exons: 10
Biological process (GO): regulation of transcription by RNA polymerase II
Cellular component (GO): chromatin; histone deacetylase complex
Molecular function (GO): transcription coregulator activity; histone H3K9 demethylase activity; chromatin DNA binding
Source: RefSeq, a predicted model, not a curated record